Messenger RNA from Penaeus indicus, 597 nucleotides. RefSeq lists its product as uncharacterized. Lineage: Eukaryota; Metazoa; Arthropoda; Malacostraca; Decapoda; Penaeidae. The record is from RefSeq and is a predicted model, not a curated record. The transcript has 2 exons. The coding region runs from base 1 to 597 and encodes 198 amino acids.
AUGAGACCAAAUAUCGGGCCAAAGAGGGCUUGGGAAAUGAAGGAAUUUGGGGAGCCCGCGGGAGUUACAGUCACUGCCAUUUCUAGUACAAUCACUGCCAUUGCUAGUACAAUAGCUGCUAUUUCUAGUACAAUCACUGCUAUUGCUAGUACAAUCACUGCUAAUGCUAGUACAAUAGCUGCUAUUUCUAGUACAAUCACUGCUAUUGCUAGUACAAUCACUGCUAAUGCUAGUACAAUAGCUGCUAUUUCUAGUACAAUCAUUGCUAUUGCUAGUACAAUCACUGCUAAUGCUAGUACAAUAGCUGCUAUUUCUAGUACAAUCACUGCUAUUGCUAGUACAAUCACCGCUAAUGCUAGUACAAUAGCUGAUAUUUCUAGUACAAUCACCGCCAUUGCUAGUACAAUCACUGCUAUUGAUUGUAUAAUCAUUGCUGUGACUAGAACAAUCACCGCUAUUGCUAGUACAAUCACUGUUGUUGCAAGUAUAAUCGCUGCUGUUGCUAGUACAGUCACUGCUAUUGCUAGUACAAUAAUUGCUUUUUCUAGUACAAUCACUGCUAUUGCUGGUACAAUCAUUCAACCCUCAACCUUAUAA